Arachis duranensis is the source of this 2624-nucleotide messenger RNA. Its product is annotated as wings apart-like protein 1. The record is from RefSeq and is a predicted model, not a curated record. The transcript has 13 exons. Lineage: Eukaryota; Viridiplantae; Streptophyta; Magnoliopsida; Fabales; Fabaceae. The coding region runs from base 1 to 2514 and encodes 837 amino acids. Gene Ontology annotation, biological process: regulation of chromosome condensation.
AUGGUGCUACGCACGAACGGUCGCCGAAUCUGCAUGAGAUUUCCUGCGAAAUCCUCCGGCGAAGGCGUCGCCCUAUGCUCCUCCUCUUUGGCAUUCUCUUCCCAAGACUCCAAUUCCACUAACGGUCAUUUCCGCAAGAGAAAGUCCAAGAGAACAAGGACGCAUAAUGAAGGCUUGAUUACAAAGAAGAUGAAUUUGAAGACGACGAAGAAGAAGAAUGCAUUAAAAAACCUCACCCUUGCAAUGAUUCCGGCUAAAACCUCGACGCUAAUAGAGGCGCAGAAAUUCGGCGAGGUAAUGAAGCGCAUCGACGAGGUAAAUUUCGCCAUUGAUGGACUCCGCAGUCCCCAACCGGUUCAGAUCAGAAGGACAAGCUUGCUCUCUUUGUUGUCCAUUUGCGCCACCGCACAACAGCGCCGCCUCCUCCACGCUCAAGGGAUCGCAAAGACAAUCAUUGAUGCUAUUUUGUGCCUAAGUCUUAAUGAUCUUCCAAGCAACGUUGCAGCUGCAACUCUGUUCUACAUUCUUACCAUUGAUGGUGUAGAAGAUAACCUCCUUGAAUCACCUGAUUGUGUUCUAUUUCUGAUCAAGUUGUUGAGACCACUUGUCUCCACGGAUGGCGCAGAUAAGGCACUAAAAUUUGGUCCGAAAAUUCUAGUGUCUCAUAAGAAUGUCGGUUCACUAGAAAAUACAAGAGAAAGAUGGGACUCCAGUUCUGUUGCAAUUUUUUCUAUAGUUCAACAAAUUCUAGUAAGUUGUAAAGAACUGAAGCCAACCUGUCAAAUUGGCAACAGCAUAGAGAGGCCAGAGUUAAGCCCGGAAUGGUUAGCAUUGUUGAUCAUCGAGAAGGCUUGUUUAUCUUCCAUUUCUCUUUAUGAAACUUCUGGUGCUGUAUGUAAGACUGGUCAAAAUUUUAAGGAAAAACUAAGGGAGCUUGGAGGACUUGAUGCUGUCUUUGAAACUACCUUGAAGUGCCAGUCGCAUUUGAAGUGCUGGGUGGAGGAUAGUUAUCUAUCUACCAAAGAUGUUAGAAAUGACAAACAGCUAAAAAGCCUUACUUUGCUUCUUAAAUGCUUGAAGAUCAUGGAAAAUGCGACAUUCCUUAGUGAAGACAACCAGGCUCAUUUUCUUGGACUAAAACGGAAUCUCAUUCCUCAAGCAACUCCGAUUUCCUUUGUGGAGCUGAUUUUAACUAUCAUAAAAUUUCUCUCAGAUGUGUGCAUAAGUCGGAAUGCUUCUACCAUUUUCAAUGAUAACAAGAAUCCCAUUUCUCUUUCUACCACAAGUCAUGAUUCUGAACUGGAUCUUCUCACAGACCUUAAAGGGAGUCUCACUUUAAACCAUACUGGAAUGUGCUAUCAUAUGGAGAGAGAAUCUUCCAUAAAGAGGAUUGAUCUUUCACAGAAGAGCCAACUUGUGAGAUGCAGCCAGUUAAAAAGUUCUCUAUCAGUUUCUGAAACUCCCAGCACUUCAAUGACAUACAGUUAUUCACCGAAUAUGAGAGACAAUCCUUCCAAAUUUGCACCAUCUAGUGGUGCAUCAUCUAGUGGUGCGGAUUGUAAAACAUGUAUGAUCCAACUUGAAAUUUCAGAUGAUAAUCAAGAUCCAUUUGCAUUUGAUGAGGAUGACAUUGCACCUCCUAAGUGGGACUUACCAUCAAUCAAGCAAAGAAAGUCGCAUGCUAAAAAAUAUGAGGUAACAAGCAGAGAAUUUGAAGAAGGAUGUUUAUCACAGGCUAGUGUGAGCAAUGGGGAUGUCGAUUGUUCCAGUUCCUAUGUUGAUGAUGAAGAAGGUUCCAGUCUUCUCACUGAUUGCCUUCUUACUGCUAUUAAGGUGCUGAUUAAUUUGACUAAUGACAACCCUAUUGGCUGUCAUCAAAUUGCUGAAUAUGGAGGAUUGGAGAUUAUGCCUCUGUUAAUUGCUCAGCAUUUUCCUUCUUUCAGUUCAUCUUCAUUGCCCACUUUUCACAUAAAGGAAAAUAAGCCAAACAGUGUGAAAGACCAUCGACAUGAUAGGCAUCUCACUGAUCAUGAGAUAGAUUUUAUUGUUGCUAUUCUUGGCCUGCUUGUAAACUUGGUAGAGAAGGAUGGCCAUAAUAGAUCACGGCUUGCAGCAGCCAGUGUUCUGCUACCAUGCUCAGAUGUCUUAGACCAUGAGAUUCGGAAGGAUGUUAUUCCAUUAUUAUGCUCUAUUUUCUUGGCUAACCAAGGUGGAAGUGAGGAUAGCAAUGAAGAUAAAUAUCUGCUACUGAAUGAGGAGGCAGCUAUUCUGCAAGGGGAAAAAGAAGCUAGGAAAACGAUCGUGGAGGCUUAUUCAGCACUGCUUCUAGCCUUUCUAUCCACUGACAGCAAUGACAUUCACGAAGCAGUUGCCAACAAUCUUCCAGAUCAUAAUUUGUCCAUUCUUGUGCCUGUGUUGGAAAGAUUUGUGGAAUUUCAUUUGGCCUUAAAGAUGAUUUCUCCAGCGACCCAUAAAGCUGUUAGUGAGGUCAUUGAAUCAUGUAAAGUUCGUUGAAAGCUCAGCAAAUGGAAAACUAUGUACAGCCUCAGCUAGUUUAGUUGCAAAUCACUUCAUUUCGUCCAACUAGUUACACUAGAUGCUUGCAUAUAAAAGUCAACAGAGGG